Messenger RNA from Amphimedon queenslandica, 1412 nucleotides. RefSeq lists its product as uncharacterized. Gene Ontology annotation, molecular function: ubiquitin-protein transferase activity. The record is from RefSeq and is a predicted model, not a curated record. Lineage: Eukaryota; Metazoa; Porifera; Demospongiae; Haplosclerida; Niphatidae. Bases 39 to 1295 code for a protein of 418 amino acids. The transcript is spliced from 4 exons.
GGAAUUCACCUAUAGAUAAUGGUGCUAACUCUAUCUUAAUGGAUUCUUAUCCUACACAUGCAAGGAGUCAUUCAAAUUUAUUCACAGCUAGAGACUCACCAAUGGAUAAUUUAGGAAUUCUAUUAACAGCAUUCAAAAAAAAAGUUACCAGAGAGCAAGCUGCUGCAAUUUAUAAAUCUUCUGGGUUUAGCCUCAGUGUUUCAAUGGCAUGUAUAAAUGAGGGUCCAACAUUGGAAUCAAUUUUAUUAGUGUUGAAUCAGAAGAUGGAGCAUGCAGAAUCGGUCAUUGUUACAGUGCACACAAAUGACAUGUGGCAUGAUAUUCUGCGCCAUUAUAAGGCUGGUACUGUUGAUUUUGGAAAGCAAUUGUUCAUUAAGUUAAGUAAUACACUUGCUAUUGAUGCAGGAGGUGUACGUCGUCAAGUAUAUUCAACAGUAUACAGUGAAUUCCAGUGUAAUAAGCAUAUAGAAUUAUUCACUGGACCUUUACACAGUCUUAGCCCUGCUUGUACUGCAGAAGCAAGGUCAAGUGGAUUAUUCAAAAUUUUAGGUAGUAUGGUUGGGCAUAGUAUAUGGCAGGAUGGCAUUGGGUUCCCAUUUUUUUCAUUGACAAAUUACACUUAUAUGAUGGAAGGUGAGGAGAAAGCACUUCAAGUAUGUUCAGAUAAUGAUAUUGGUGCUGGUGUUGCUGCAGUUAUUUCAAAGUUGCGAGAUAUUAAGACUGAAGAUGAUGGAAAAGAGGUUAUGAAAGAUGAACUAAUCCUUGAUAUUAUUAGUCGUUGCAGAGUUACAAUGAUUCCCAAUCCUUCUACAAAAAAUAUAAUAGUUCAGAAUAUCAUCACAUAUGAAGCAUUGUUCAAGCAUUCAAACUUACUUGAUCAAUUUGUUGAAGGAUUGAAGGCCACUUCUCUCUAUCCACUACUGAGAGCUUUUCCUGCCCUAUUUCAACCUCUGUUUACUUUUACAGAGCUUACUUCUGAGGAAGUUCAAAAAUCCCUCAUUUUUCCGAACGAGGAGUCAUUCAUUGCACAAGAAAGUAUUAUUUUACGUUAUCUAAAGAAAUACAUUGAUGAAUGUGAUUCAGAAGGUUUGAAGGAAUUUGCACUCAGUAUUACAGGUAGGAUUUCAGUCCUGCCAAAGUCAAUUGAAAUAAAAUUUGAAGCAGAUCGCAUGGGGACAAUAGCUACUCAUAGCUGUUCAGGAGAAAUAAUUUUUCCACGCCAAUUUGAAGGAGACUAUGAAAUGUUUUGUUUGGCUUUGAAAUCAGUUUUAAGUCAUGACUUUAACACGUAUUAAUUUGUUUACAUUGUAACAUGGUUUUUUCUGACUUAAUAAUUAAUAUUGUGGUGUGUUUGCUAGUUAUUAGAUUUGCUUACAUAGUUAGAUCAAGAGUAUAUAGAUAUUAUAACUAAU